CGUUUUUUGCUUGAUCUCCGACAACUAAGUCUCCAGUCCAAUCAAGACAGCGCCAUGGUGAAAGGCCGCUUCACCAUCAACCCGUUCAAGGAGCUGAUACUCACUCCAGGCGACGUCAGUAACCUGCACGAGAUUUCCAGCGCGAUCCUCGAUUCCAAUCUAUCACGAUACGAGGAAUUCCUCAACGUUGACAGAAGUCGAGUCGAUCCAAAUCACUGGAAGCUCGUCAAGAGUCGAGAUAACACUAAGGUGUACCAAGAGAAGGCAGCAGGUGUCAGUCGCAAUGCUGUCCCGCUUCCUCAAGCUUCAGGCUCCUCGUCCGAAUUGCCGUCUUUGCUUUGCGUCGGUGUCACGGUGGGUGACAUGGAAGACAUGAUGUUCGGUGUAGUGAACCCCACGCUCGAGAUCAUGCGUAUUAAGGCCUCGUACGUGGAAGACAUCAGUGGUGCAGCAGUACUCGCUAACAUUGUCGAGCCAACGCUUGAGAACCCGUUCAACUCGAUGGUCGUCAAGUGGAUGGAGAUGGAUAUCCCGCUUCAGUCCGUCGGGCUGGUGAGGAACCGGGACUACAUCUACGUCGAAGUGACAGGCUUCGUGCAUCUCGAAAACGGAGAGAAGGUCGGCUACCACAUUCUCCACUCAGUAAAUUUCCCCGAGACUCAUGACCUGCCCAACCGAGUGCGUGCGAAUUUAUCGAUCUGCGGCUUCUUCCGACAAGUUCGACCCAACGCGAGUGAGAUCUUCGUCACCGGUUUGAUGGAUCCGGGUGGUGAUAUGAUCCGCAUGUUGGUGGUGCCUACGAUGGCCAACACCUUCCUUUCCACUCUGAAAUAUGCACACUGCGGUCAGAUGAAGAAGCUCCAGUACAUGCUGGAGAAACGCUACAACGAAGCCAAGGAGCUUGGUACUCCUAACCGAGAGCAUAUUUGCGUGACUUGUGGGGCACAGAUCACGAACCGCAGACUGGGAGACUUCGGUAAGACCGACGCGUCGUGUAAGCUCUGCUUCGGCUUCGUGUGCCACAAUUGCAAGAUCCAGAGGAAACUGAGCUUUGUGACCCCGGAUUUGCUCUUAGCACAACGUAAGGUCACGUUCUGUGCCGUUUGCCUCAACGAUGCAGUGCGUGCUCCUGCUGCGGACGCUGCAAGGGCGCAGAUUAUCACUUCCGUUGGAGGUGUGAUGAAGAAAUACUCGCUCUGCCACGGCUCAGAGGCGAGCACAAUUUCUGAAUACGCAUCUAGUUGCGGUUAGUGGGUUCAUAGCUGAGGUAGUACUCGUGUAUGUAUUGAAAUGGAAUGUCGAUUGUUAGCUUUUCAAUUUGGUGACCUGCAUUAAAUAUUUCUUUUUGAG
This is a messenger RNA of Phytophthora nicotianae INRA-310, 1350 nucleotides long. RefSeq lists its product as hypothetical. The transcript has a single exon. Bases 55 to 1251 code for a protein of 398 amino acids. The record is from RefSeq and is a predicted model, not a curated record. Lineage: Eukaryota; Oomycota; Peronosporomycetes; Peronosporales; Peronosporaceae.